UUAUGCAUAUAACUCCCUUAUUUUUAGCGCUAAUUUCUGCUUGACAACAAUUGCCAUAGGAACUCUGCAAAACGACUAUUAGGGUCGAGGUUAAUUCUCAAGUUAGUCCACUCCAAGGGCACUCGUCAAUUCUUAAAACACCUCCGACAAUCGGUGACCGCAGCUCAGUUUGGUUGACGCUGCGACCAGGGGCGCACAAGGCUUAUGUGCAGAUGCCAGACCUGACAGGUGCAGUAGCGAUUCUAAAAGGGCCAGUUUUUGCUGUCCUCAUUCGUAGCAUGUUUUAAGGAUUCCAGAGAUUCUUGAAUGGUUAUGGUCCAAUCGGUGAGUUCGCCUCAGGUGUCUGGAGAUUGCUAUUCGCUCCGGCAUUCUUUCAGGGGAUGCGAAGGGAGACAGUAAGUCACAGCAACAAAGUUGGCAGAGAUAAGUGAUGCUGAGAAGGCCUUUAUCGAUCGUGAAAACUGCAGUGCAUUUAGUUAUGAUAUGCAUAAUCGUGCCGAAAUUUCUGAACAUGUACCGUUGUGAAGUUUUCACUUUUCUCCUGUUGGUAUGUUGUAUCCCUCAUAUAUUUGGUGGAAGAGCUUGCCCCUUAGGGUGGGCCCAACACGCCAAGACCUGUUACACGAUCGUCACCAGCACGCAAGCAACUUGGUCCGAUGCCAGUGAUUUCUGCCGCCAGGCCGGCGGGGAGUUGGCUUUACCCGUCACGAGGCAGGAGACCAAUUUUCUGUGGACCAUGUUUCAGGCACUGAAUCUGAGCAAGUCUGGAAUCGAUCCCAGCGGCGGGCUGUGGAUAGGCUGUCGGCGGGUCGGUACGGUCUGGGGAUGCACCCACGCGCCCACGCUGCAAUUCGUAAGAUGGUGGGACCACGACCAACCAGACGGGUCGCACGACUGCUUGCUGAUGUGGCGCUUUGCGGCCAAGUGGGCCGACGCCUCCUGCGAGAAGCGGAGGUUCAUUGCCUGCCAGCGGCGCUCGGGAGAGCGUACACGCCGCUGGCGAUGCCUGCAGCUCCGCUCGGGUCAUCAACAGCUGGGAUGCCUGAUGAACCACGUCCUGCAGGAAGUAACCGUCGUGAACCCGUUACAGUGCUGCACAGCGUGUUACAAUGAACCACGGUGCCGCUCAUUCAACCUGAAGGGAGACACCUGCCAUCUCAACGUAGCCCGGCACUCCUACCCCAACUUCAACGAAGAUACUUUUAUGGCAAUAGGCAACUCGUGCGCUUACUAUGAGAUUGAGAUAGAUUAACAUUUCAAGAAAAUAUGCUGAAUGACUUUAUGAUACACAUUGUUUUGAGAAAAAUAAUACUCUUUCAUUUGUUCUUUCAAAAAAAAAUUAGAGUCCAAGUUUAAACUUACAGGCUAGACGUAAGUUCCUGGUGAGUUGAUUACUUGUAACUGCUUUAUAGAAUGACGCAGCUUGAAUAAAUCUUACCUACAAAUCGGUCUGAAAAUUACUCAGUUGUAGGCCUAUGUACUAAUUUAGCAUAACAGAAAUAUCAUAUCAUUCCUUGAUUUUGAUGAUUGAUGAUAUUUCCGAUGAAUUCAUUGAUUUGUCUUCGGUUCAUGUUCAGAGUUUCUUGUAAGCUAGGGCAGAUUAAUGUUUGGGGAUUGACUCUCUCUCUACGUCCGAAGACGGCAAGAGACUACAGUACAUGUACUUCACCCUGGGAAACACUUAUAGAUUUAUACCCAUUAUGAUUAACACUUAAUAAACUAUUUAUUUACUGUUGUUGGGAUGUAGCA
This is a messenger RNA of Acanthaster planci (crown-of-thorns starfish), 1749 nucleotides long. RefSeq names its product L-selectin-like. Lineage: Eukaryota; Metazoa; Echinodermata; Asteroidea; Valvatida; Acanthasteridae. The record is from RefSeq and is a predicted model, not a curated record.